Messenger RNA from Psylliodes chrysocephalus, 1485 nucleotides. The record is from the annotation of a GenBank genome assembly. Lineage: Eukaryota; Metazoa; Arthropoda; Insecta; Coleoptera; Chrysomelidae.
UAUUUUUAUUUAUUUACAUUUUCCGGAUUUAUUUAUUUAUGAAUUUAAUAAUAAAUGUAAAAUAUGAACACAGAACUAAUGUUAAAUUUGUCCGUCUCAGAUUUUGAGCUUGUUUGUAGGCUGUGCUUAGCAAGAGAAGACUUAAAACCUUUUGAAAAACAUGUGGAAGAUAUUUUGAGAAAAAUUGCAGAUAUUGAGUUUCACGUACCUGACAACAUGCCUCAAAAUAUCUGUGGGUUUUGUACAACUAAAAUUGAACAAAUUAAGAGGUUUGCAACAUCUACAAAAUUAAUUGAUUCACAUCUUAAAUUUCUUUUAACAUUUAAAGAGACAGAAACGUUCCAUAGCCAAGAAGAAAAUAAUAUUGAUGAAGAAGAAGAUGAAAAUGAGGAAAAGAAAGUCUGUGAUAUUAUAAAUAAUGGUUUUGAUUUAAAUCCUGAAUACAAAAAUAGUCAAUGUGAAGAAAAUGAAACUCAUAAAGACAAAAAAUUUAAAUGCUCCCUUUGUGAAAAACAAUUUAAUUUUCGUUAUAAGAUGAAGGCCCAUAUCCGAGCUGAACAUUCAGAAGAACAGCCAUUUGAAUGUAAAGUUUGUGGAAAAAAGUUUAAGUUUUCCCAAAACCUUGUGAGGCAUGAUAAAACUACACAUCAAGGAGUCAAACCAUUUAAAUGUGAAAUAUGUGGAAAAGAAUUUUCUAGACAGGAAAGAAAGAAACACCAUAUGAGAACCCAUUCUUUCGAAAUACCAGACAGUUUAAUAUAUUUUUCUUGUAAACGAUGUGGGAAAGCAUUUACAAGUCGUUUGGAAUAUCGCCAACAUCUCCAGGAACAUAAAGUCAAAAAAGAAAAUUUGAAUACGAAUUUUGCUUGUAAAUUAUGUGAUAAAGUAUUCUCUUCCAAAUACGUUUUACAAAGCCAUAUGGUCAUACAUAAUGUCAAAAAGGAAUUUCUAUGCACUGCUUGCGGUCAGGAAUUCCAUAGGAAGAGCUAUUUGGAAUCCCACUUAAAAAUUCAUUCUGGAGAAAAGCCAUAUGAAUGCAAGCAGUGUGGGAAAAAGUUUAGGCAACCUACUGCAUAUGCUACACAUCUAAUAAUUCAUACAGGUGAAAGGUUGUAUAAGUGUAAUAGUUGUGAUAAGACUUUCAAGCAAAAAACACAUUUAAAGCGUCACGAAUUGUUACAUACAGGAGAAAAACCUUACAAAUGUUCUUAUUGUGAUAAAAGUUUUACUCAAAAUAGUAACCUGAAAGCACAUACAAGGAUACAUACUGGAGAGACGCCAUUUUAUUGUUCAGAAUGUCCUAAAGCAUUUUAUGACUCUGGUAGUUUAAAGAAGCAUAAAAAAGGGCACACUAAAACGUAAGGAAAUUGUUAGAUAGAGGAUGAAAUGAUUGAAUUGUUUUCUAUGAAAUAUAAAAAAACGUUUUAAAUAACAAAUGAACAGAAUAACAGAAGAAGAAGAUGAAAAAGAAAAAUGUACUGAAUA